This is a messenger RNA of Strongyloides ratti, 3759 nucleotides long. RefSeq names its product Protein flightless-1 homolog. The record is from RefSeq and is a predicted model, not a curated record. Gene Ontology annotation, biological process: myofibril assembly; actin polymerization or depolymerization; actin filament severing. Gene Ontology annotation, molecular function: phosphatidylinositol-4,5-bisphosphate binding; actin filament binding. The coding region runs from base 1 to 3759 and encodes 1252 amino acids. The transcript has 3 exons. Gene Ontology annotation, cellular component: actin cytoskeleton; nucleus; cytoplasm. NCBI's taxonomy places the organism in Eukaryota, Metazoa, Nematoda, Chromadorea, Rhabditida, Strongyloididae.
AUGUCAACAGGAGUACUUCAGUUUGUUAAAGGUUUCGAUUUAUCAAGAAACGAUUUUUCUAGUGAUAAAUUUCCUCCGGAACUUGAACAAAUGACACAAGCAACAUGGUUAAAAUUAAAUCGUACCAAAUUAGAACGUGUUCCAGAUGAGUUAUCACGUAUGCCAAAUUUACAACAUCUUCAGAUGUCAAGAAAUAAUCUUACAAAUGUUCAUGGCGAAUUAAGUGAUUUACCACGUCUUCGUAGUGUAAUUGUUCAUCAUAAUAACAUUAAAGUCUCAGGAAUCCCAUCAGAUAUCUUUCGUAUGAAAGAUCUUACAAUAAUAGAUUUUUCCCAUAAUCAAUUAAAAGAAGUUCCAGCAAAUUUAGAAUAUGCUAAAUGUGCUAUUGUAUUGAAUCUUUCACACAAUAAUAUAACGAAUAUUUCCAAUAAUAAAUUAGAUCAAAUACCUUCACAAAUGAGAAGACUUCAAUUAUUACAAAUUCUUAAUUUAUCAAACAAUCCUCUCAAAAGUUUUCAUUUUAAGCUUAAUAGUUCAAUGAAAAAUCUUAGAAUAUUAUCUUUGAAAAAUACAAAUAGAACUCAUAAUAAUUUAUCAUUAAUUUCUGAUGAAUUGUAUAAUAUUACAGAUCUAGAUUUAUCUUAUAAUUCAUUAACUAUACCUCCAGAUGGAUUAUAUGAAUUAAAAAAACUUCGAAAAUUAGAUCUCAGUUACAACAAUUUUGAAGCAUUUUCAAUACCAGAAAAUACCUUAGAACAUUUAGAAGUUAUUAAUAUUAGUGGUAAUGGAAUGAUAUCACUACCAGAUAAUAUAACAAAAUUAUCAAAACUUCAAAGAAUAUAUGCCAGUUUUAAUAAAUUAACUUUUAGUGGUCUACCACCAAGUAUAGGAAAACUUUUACAAUUAAAAAUAUUAUUCCUCAGUUAUAAUAAAUUGGAAUUAAUACCAGAAGGUCUUUGUAGAUGUGUAAAAUUAAUGAAAUUAAAAUUAGAUAAUAAUAAUUUAAUUACCCUUCCUGAUACAAUAUAUCUUUUACCAGAUUUAAAAGAAUUAGAUUUACAUAAUAAUGAUAAUCUUGUUAUGCCACCAAAACCAAGUGAAAGAUCAAAAAUUCAAUAUUAUAAUGUUGAUUUUACUGCUGCUGCAGCUCAGGCAAAUACUGAAAAUAAUACAGUUGCUGCAUCAUCAUUAAAUUCUAUAAUGACUGGAACAUCAUCAAUACAAAAUAAAGAUCCUAUUGCAAGAAAAAAAGAUUUUAUUAAACGAAGACGUUAUCAGGCUGAUGCUAAAGAUGCUUCUAAAGUUAUUCAAGGAAUGUCAAAAAUUGCUGGAAAAAGAAAUGAUUCUGUUGAUGAUUCAGAGGAUAUGCCACUUGGAGGUAGUUGUGGAAUUAAAACAAUGUCAUGGAAAGAAAAAAUUGAACAACAAAAACCAAAAAUAGAUUAUUCAGAUGUUUUUGAUGAAGAUAUUGGUAAUUAUGAAGAUUUAUGGAUAUGGGAAAUUGAAAAUUUUUAUCCUGUUCUUAUUGAUCCUUCUUUUUAUGGUCAAUUUUAUGAGGCAGAUAGUUAUCUUAUUUUAAAAACAAACAAAGAAGUUUCUGGACAAUUAACACAUCAAAUAUUUUAUUGGAUUGGUGAAAAAACUUCAUUAGAUAAAGGUAUGUGUGCAGCUGUACAUGCAGUAAAUCUUAGAAAUUAUCUUGGAGCAUCAUGUCGUACCAUAAGAGAAGAUAUGAAUGAUGAAAGUGAAGAAUUUUUAAAUAUUUUUAGUGAUGAAAUUGUUUAUAUUGAAGGUGCCAGAACAGCAUCUGGUUUUUAUAAUGUAGAAAAACCUACUUGGGUAAAUAGAUUAUAUCGUGGAACUGUUAAUGGAAUUAAUGUUAAUUUAGAACCUGUACCAUGCUCUCCUGAAAGUCUUGAUCCAAGAUUUGUUUACCUUCUUGAUGCAUAUAAAACUAUUUGGAUAUGGAGUGGAUAUAAAUCAAGGACAACUGUUUCAAACAAAGUUAGAUUAUUUGCAGUAACAAUUAAUAGUAGAGAACGAAAAGGUGAAGCUGAAAUUGAAACAUGUAGUCAAUUUAAAACACCAGAAGAAUUUUGGAAAGAUUUAUAUGGUUCAACUGAACCUCCUGAAGAACCUAUUGUUGAGAAUGUUCUUGUAGAUCAAGAAGAAACAAGAAAAAAAUUAUACCAUAUUCAAUUAGGAAUGGGUUUUCUUGAAAUACCACAAGUAGAAUUAAAAGAUAACAUUUGUGAACAAAAUAUGCUUGAAACAAAAGGUGUAUAUGUUCUUGAUACAUAUUCAGAAGUUUUCUUAUGGAUUGGAAAAAAAGCUAAUCGCCUUACAAAAAUGGCUGGUCAUAAAAUAAUUAAAGAAAUUCAUUCAAUAUUUGAAAGACCUGAAUAUGCUCAAAUAACAAAAGAAUUAGAAGGUGAGGAAAGUUGUGUAUUUAGAAGUAAAUUUAAAGGAUGGAAUGAUAUUGUUCCAUCUGAUUUUACAAGAACCGCUGAAUCUAUGCAAAGAAGGGGAGCUGAUUUAAAAAUUAUUAUGGAGAGAGAUAAAAUAAAAACAGAUCUUAAUGCAUUCUUUGCACCACGUGCCUCAGAAGUUCCACAUGAAGAGGCUGAUGCUGUUAUUGAAGAAUGUAAUGAAGAUCUUGAAUUUAUUGAAUCAUUUGUAUUAGAAAAUAGAAAAUUUGUUAAACUUCCACCAUCAGAAUUUGGAACAUUUUAUACAUGCGAUUGUUAUGUUUUUCUAUGCCGAUAUUUUGUCUCUAAUGAAGAUGAUGAAGAAACUGAAUAUGAGGAUGAAGAAAGUGAAAAUAAUAGUGUUUGUUCUUCACAUGCUUCUAAUCAACAAAAUGAUUUUAAAUGUGUUGUAUAUUUUUGGCAAGGUAGAGAUGCUGGAAACAUGGGUUGGCUUCAUUUUACUUUUUCAUUACAAAAAAAAUUUGAAAGUUUAUUUAAAGAUAAACUUGAAGUAAUAAGAAUGUAUCAACAACAAGAAAAUGCUAAAUUUUUAUCACAUUUUCAUAGGAAAUUUUUAAUACGUCGUGGUAGACGUAAUCUUUCACAAAAUCUUGGUGGUAAGUGGCCAGAACUUUUUAGUAUGCGGGCUAAUGGAUCUGCUGUUUGUACAAGAACUAUACAAAUUGAUUGCCUGGCAAAAAAUCUUAAUUCAGGUUUUUGUUUUAUUUUACGAGCACCAUUUAGUGUACCUGAUGAGGAUGGAAAUUGUGGUAAACUUUUUGUAUGGAGAGGUUCAAAAUCUGAUCCAUAUUUUCAUCAAUAUAUUGAACAAGUAGCAAGAGAAUUAAUUAAUACAAAUAAUCUUUUUCCUGUUGAAAUAGUUGAUGAAGGUAAUGAAACAUUGGAAUUUUGGAAAGCACUUGGAGGAAAGAAAAAAUAUGAAAAAGAUGCAUCAUUUGUUAAUUUUACUCGCCUAUUUCGAUGUUCAAAUGACAAAGGAUAUUUUGCUGUUUCUGAAAAAACAAUGGACUUUUGUCAAGAUGAUUUAGAUGAUGAAGAUAUAAUGGUUCUUGAUAAUGGUGAAAUUGUUUAUUUAUGGAUUGGAAGAAAUGCUUCACAGGUUGAGACAAAAUUAGCCUAUGGUGCUGUAGGUGUAUAUAUAGCUCAAGCACAAAUGAGAAAUCCUGAAAGGCCUAGAAAAUUAAUGGCUGCUAUAAAAGGCUUAGAAAGUAAAAGAUUUACAAAGUGUUUCCACGCUUGGGGUAAGCAUAAAGUUCCUGCUGGAGAUUAA